Molecule: messenger RNA, 866 nt
Organism: Eucalyptus grandis
Lineage: Eukaryota; Viridiplantae; Streptophyta; Magnoliopsida; Myrtales; Myrtaceae
Product: photosystem I reaction center subunit V, chloroplastic
Exons: 1
Coding region: 90-578 (162 amino acids)
Biological process (GO): photosynthesis
Cellular component (GO): chloroplast thylakoid membrane; photosystem I
Source: RefSeq, a predicted model, not a curated record
CUCUACCUUUUAACCAUCAUAUCCAUCCAAUCCCCUCCACUCCCACCUCUCCCCCCUCCACCGCUUCCACCGCAACCUCCGCACCGACGAUGGCCGCCGCUUCCCCCGCCGUCUUGUCCCUCGCCGCCGGCGCCACCUCCAGGCGCCACGCCGGCGGCCUCUCUCCGGCCAGCAUCUCCUUCCAAGGCCUCAGGCCCCUCGCCAACAGGGCCACCAGGGCUUCCUCCUCCUCCUCCGCCGCCGCGGCUGCGCCGAGGAGGUCGGGGGCGGUAAGGGCGGAGCUGAGCGCGCCGGUGGUGAUAAGCCUGAGCACGGGGCUGUCGCUGUUCCUGGGGAGGUUCGUGUUCUUCAACUUCCAGAGGGAGAACGUGGCGAAGCAGGUGCCGGAGCAGAACGGGAAGACCCACUUCGAGGCCGGGGACGUGAGGGCCCAGGAGUACGUGAGCCUCCUCAAGUCCAACGACCCCGUCGGCUUCAACAUCGUCGACGUCCUCGCCUGGGGCUCCAUCGGCCACAUCGUCGCCUACUACAUCCUCGCCACCACCAGCAACGGCUACGACCCCAAGUUCUUCGGUUGACCCGAUCCUGAAAGUCGUCCAGAACCCCGUUGUCUGUAUAGCUCCUUCUCUCUUUUGUCAUCGGCUUGUAGUUGCUCUCUAAAUUAGCUCUGCUUUCUUCGACUCCCCCUCGUCGGUUCCUUCUGUCGAAUCCUCCGUGUGAAGGUCUGCCAUUCUUUUCCUGCGAUUCCGUUCUUGAUAUUAAGGUCCAGAAAUGAUUCCGUGAGUUGGAUCCUGAUUCGCUUUCGGAUCGAUUUUGUGCCGGCCAAGUAUGAAUUCACGAUGAGAUCAUCAGACAGGUUUUUGCGA